AUGGUUAUAUCACCUGAUCACAGGGUUGCUUAUGUCAAGAAGGCACACCUUGUAAUCCGAAUGUUGGAGAUUCGCCUAGGCCAGCCAGUCUUAAUGCAAGUGCUGAAUAAAUUACUUGUACUGGCUCGCCUCUCAGCAGUCUCAAAUCUGUACUGUUCUGGCGAGUCAAUACUAAACCUUGGACCAAUUUGUCUUGACCAAUCUUCAUCAGAUUCUUCUAAUGGUCUCAAUUCCAUUCAAAGCCAGUGCUUAACAAAGACGACCUCACAUACUAAGUUUUCAAUUCCCCCAGGCACUGAUUUUGCACAUGCUUCUUGUCCACACGAUUUGGUUGAUCGAGAAUUUAAGACUGGCGAUACGGAAGAACUUGCUCGUAGCGGUAAAAGGGCUUCAGUUUGUUUGGUCAAAGGGCCAGCUUCAGCUUCACUUGACACUGGCAUCUUGCUAUCAGGGGCUUCUCCGAACGAGGACCUGCUCAGUCCAUCAAUUACAAAAUGA
Protopolystoma xenopodis is the source of this 498-nucleotide messenger RNA. NCBI's taxonomy places the organism in Eukaryota, Metazoa, Platyhelminthes, Monogenea, Polystomatidea, Polystomatidae. The record is from the annotation of a GenBank genome assembly.